This is a messenger RNA of Micropterus salmoides (largemouth bass), 1367 nucleotides long. It is a transcript of the gene grpel1, whose product is annotated as GrpE-like 1, mitochondrial. The transcript is spliced from 4 exons. The record is from RefSeq and is a predicted model, not a curated record. Gene Ontology annotation, cellular component: PAM complex, Tim23 associated import motor. Lineage: Eukaryota; Metazoa; Chordata; Actinopteri; Centrarchiformes; Centrarchidae. Gene Ontology annotation, biological process: protein folding; protein import into mitochondrial matrix. Gene Ontology annotation, molecular function: protein homodimerization activity; protein-folding chaperone binding; adenyl-nucleotide exchange factor activity. Bases 88 to 729 code for a protein of 213 amino acids.
UUCAGACCUCACGCUGCUGCCAUCACAGUUGUGGGUCUUCGGCGUGUGUUGCAAGGAGGCUUUAGCAGCAGUACAGCACAGUGGAAAAUGGCGCGGUGGUGUCUACAAGCAGUGAGACAGAGCUACUCAUGUGUAGCUUCGCCUGCGCUAAUAAGGGCGUGUCCGCGAUUGUUAUGCACAGCCACCCAGCAGAAGAAUGGUCAUAGGUCAGAGGAGGAGGCUGAAAAGCCAGAGCAGACUGCAGCAGAGAAAGCCCUGGUGGAGAAGACCCAGCUGGAGGAGCAGCUCAAGGAAAUGACAGAAAAGUACAAGCGGGCCUUAGCAGACACAGAGAACCUCAGGAGAAGGAGUCAGAAGAUGAUAGAAGAUGCUAAAUUAUACGGGAUCCAGGACUUCUGUAAGGACCUGCUGGAGGUGGCUGACAUCUUGGAGAAGGCAACAGAGAGCGUGCCCAAGGAGGAGGUGACGAGCCAGAACCCCCACCUGAAGAACCUGUACGACGGCCUGGUGAUGACCGAAGUCCAGAUCCAGAAGGUGUUCACCAAGCACGGCCUGGUCAAGCUCAACCCAGACAACCAGAAGUUUGACCCCUACGAGCAUGAGGCCCUCUUCCACGCCCCCGUAGAGGGCAAGGAGCCCGGUACCGUUGCCGUAGUAACCAAAGUGGGUUACAAGCUUCACGGCCGCACCCUCAGGCCAGCAUUGGUGGGAGUGGCUAAAGCCCCCUAGAAAUGAUGAUGUAACUAUGACAAAGUGGGAUUUGUUUGGCUGCAGAAUGGAUGGCCUCAGAUAAAGGAGACUGGUCAAUUCACCCUUUUCCCACAAGUCUGUCUUCGCCCUACCCCCCACCCUAAGGUGCCUCACAGAGAUGGGAAGAGAACUCACCGGAUCAUGCAGAGGCUUUCAUUGUUAACUGGAAGAUAAGCAGGUGAAAUAUGUUUCACAAAAAAAGUAACAAGUGAUCAUAAACCCCUCUAAUUUUAAGUUUUUCUGGUGAGCUAUGAAGUCAAAUAUCCACAAAUUUAGCCAUUCUGAUUCUGAACUGCUGGCCCUAAAACCCUAACAGUCUUCAACUUUACUCAGUUGUCUUUUCUUGUUUGUGAGGUUUAAAUUCAUUCUGUGGGAAGAAAGCAAGGAACAGUACUUGAGGAUCUGAAGAAAAGUUGAGAUGUUACUUUGUACUGAGGUGGACGUCCCAAAGCCUAUACAUUCUUUCUCUUGUUCAUUUGGAUGUUGUCAGACUCCGGUAAUAUCUGGAUGCCAGUAGUUCUGGACAAUGAACAGCUUCAUAUGUAAACAAUUAGAAUAAUUAUUAUGGACCUUUUGUCCAAACUGUCACAGAAUCAGAAUAAACUGAUAAAAUCUUG